CUGGUCAUGUGCAGACUGCAGGGCACCUACAGUACCACCUCUGAAAUUUGAAAUUUAUAUAUUCAGACAUUAGUAGUAGUAGUAAUCUCACAAUGUGGUUGUCUGUAGUAGUACUUGUUCAUGUAUUGCUCCUGAUCUCCAACUCGGUUGAGUCGCAGUCCAUCAUCGACACUCUUCCAGGUUUCCCUGGCAAGCUUCCCUUCAAACUCGAAACUGGGUACAUUGGCGUUGGAGAGUUAGACGAGGUGCAACUGUUUUAUUACUUCAUCGAGUCUGAAAGGAGUCCUAAGGAUGAUCCUCUGGUGCUCUGGCUCACCGGUGGUCCCGGUUGUUCCGGUCUUUCUGCCCUCUUAUAUGAAAUUGGUCCUUUUACUUUCAACUAUGCAAACUCUAGUGGGAACAAACCAAUGUUGGAAUUGAACCCGUACUCGUGGACAAAAAUUGCGAACAUAAUAUUUUUGGAUGCACCGGUCGGUACUGGAUUCUCGUAUGCAACAACUUGGGAAGCAUAUAACAGCAAUGAUACAUCGUCAACAGCACAAACCUAUGAAUUUCUAAGAAAGUGGCUCAUGGCUCACUCCACGUUUCUCGUCAAUCCGCUCUAUAUAGCCGGCGAUUCUUAUUCUGGAAAAACCGUCCCGAUCAUCGUUCAAGAAGUUUCAAACGGUAACGAGAUUGGACAUUCGCCACCAUUGAAUCUCAAAGGUUUUGUGAUCGGUAACCCACUAACACAUGAGAUUUGGGACACUAAUGCAAGACUAAAAUUCGCUCAUCGAACAGCACUUAUAUCCGAUAGACUUUAUCAGUCAACUAAAAGAAACUGCCAAGGAAGCUAUAUAAAUCCGGAUCCGAACAAUACACAAUGUGUAGAAGAUCUUCAAGAGGUCAAUGAGUGCAUAGCCAAUAUAUAUAUUGCCCAAAUCUUGGAACCAAAUUGCGCUUAUUCACAGCCUCCAAAGCCAAAUAAACUCUGGAGUUUGAGCCCUCAUCUCGAUGAUAAUUUCAUAGAUAUACUCCAUUCAACACCAGAUCAAGUUCUUGAACCAUGGUGUCGGUGCUAUAACUAUGUGUACUCCAUCAUUUGGGCGAAUGAUAAAUCUGUGCAAAAGGCUCUCCACAUUCGAGAGGGAACCAUAACAGACUGGGAGAGAUGCAGUAAUACCCUAACAUAUACACACAAUAUCAUAACAAGUAUUGAUUACCAACGAAACCUCACCAAGAAAGAUCUUCGAGCUCUGGUUUACAGCGGUGAUCACGACAUGUCAAUUCCAUAUGUGGGCACAUUAGAAUGGAUUGAAUUACUGGACUUAUCUAUAAAGGAUGACUGGAGACCUUGGUUUGUUGAUGGCCAAAUUGCAGGAUACGUCACGAUCUAUACAGAGGAAAAGUACAGUUUGACAUUCACAACUAUAAAGGGCGCGGGUCACACAGCACCGGAGUACAAGCCUAAGGAAUGCCUUGCCAUGAUCGAUAGAUGGUUUGCUUAUUACUUUUUAUAGUGAGAGUUGUAGCUCCAAAUUAUGAUCAAGCGGCUUCUUUCUCAUUAGAGUGAGCUCGUUUUUCUAAUUACUAUGUAAUAAUUGGAGAAGUACCUACAAGUUGCAAAAUAUAAAAGCAUGCUAAAAAGUGGUUGUGGCUCC
Messenger RNA from Juglans microcarpa x Juglans regia, 1640 nucleotides. Its product is annotated as serine carboxypeptidase-like 18. Gene Ontology annotation, molecular function: acyltransferase activity, transferring groups other than amino-acyl groups; serine-type carboxypeptidase activity. NCBI's taxonomy places the organism in Eukaryota, Viridiplantae, Streptophyta, Magnoliopsida, Fagales, Juglandaceae. The coding region runs from base 93 to 1499 and encodes 468 amino acids. Gene Ontology annotation, biological process: proteolysis; secondary metabolic process. The record is from RefSeq and is a predicted model, not a curated record. The transcript is spliced from 16 exons.